Geodia barretti is the source of this 702-nucleotide messenger RNA. The record is from the annotation of a GenBank genome assembly. NCBI's taxonomy places the organism in Eukaryota, Metazoa, Porifera, Demospongiae, Tetractinellida, Geodiidae.
AGCUGGGUCCCCUGUGUCUGCUGAGUCCCUUGUGUCUGCUGAGUCCCUUGUGUCUGCUGAGUCCUCUGUGUCCCCUGUGUCUGCUGAGUCCUCUGUGUCCGUUGUGUCUGCUGAGUCCUCUGUGUCGGUUGUGUCUGCUGAGUCCCUUGUGUCUGCUGAGUCGGCUGAGUCCUCUGUGUCUGCUGAGUCCCUUGUGUCUGCUGAGUCCUCUGUGUCGGUUGUGUCUGCUGAGUCCCUUGUGUCUGCUGAGUCGGCUGAGUCCUCUGUGUCUGCUGAGUCCCUUGUGUCUGCACACUGUUACGUAUCAUGGUUUCUUGUGUUCAUAACAGUCCUACUUCUUCUCACAGACCGGACUUCAAAAGAGUUUACAGCUUUGAAAGUAUAAUUAUACUUUCCGAAUGUUUGGCUAAAGGCAAAGUUGCACUAUCCUACAUAAGAAGAGUACCAGGAGAUGGAGAGUCUUGUACAAAGUCACUACUAAGGCCUCGACCACGGAUUGCAGCCUUUGUUGGAGAAAAACUAAGGAUGUAUUUACUUCUUUCAAGACUACAUACUAGGCAAUCCAUAUUCCAGGAAGAAAUCUGGAGGGUUAUCUUGGAGUUGUAUCAGACAACGCAAACAUUUAAGUGUUUGGUAUGUUUGUCAUGUGAUUCAUUUUUUCAUCUUUGUGGACGUGAUUCUGCUGAUCCGCGUGUUGACUCU